GAAAUAUGGGAGAACUUUGUAAACUUUAAUCUCACAGUGAAAAAGGGCACAGCCUUUUCGGCCGUGAAUUGUUCAUUUUUAUAAAGGGCAUUACGGCCAGUUAUAGGGGCAUCGACGGCCUGGCCGUCGAUUACUUUAAGCCCUGCAUACUUGACAGGCGAGUAUUCAUAUUAAAACUUAUAUGUACAGAAAGUGCACAUCGUCGACUGUCUGAAAAAAGGCAUGAGAUCGCAUGCCACUAUGUACGUAUGCGCAGUAAACUCCAUGUUUGAGGAGCCGGCCAGACAGAGGAGAUUCCACUUGCGCACGGCCAAUGCAGCCAAAACCAGUGCUCGCGAUGCGGCAGCAUACACACAUACCUACAGUAACAUAAUUAACAGUUAGAUCUAGAUUGAGUCUGACUCUAACAUGUGUAACGUUAAUUAUUGAAUAGCAAAUCAAAUAUAGCAAAUCUAACAAAAAAUGCUGAUGCUAUAGUGUUCUGUGUAGCCAGGAGGCUCCUAGAGAGUAAAAAUUAUUUUCUAACGAGUAACGUAUGCUCCACGGAGCCAGGAAUUCCUUCCCAUUCAUCUGCAUGUACCGCCAAGAAACCUGAAACUUUCGCCCCCAAGAUUUCUACUUUCCUUCUAAAAGAUCUAGCCCUAAAUCAUGUAGGUGGGAUACAACUUUAUUUCCAACAUUUCUACGCUAUCGAUUUUUAUUUUUUAACAAGAAUUCAUCAAAAAAAUGAGAAAAAUAUUAUCAAAAGACGGAAGAGACUUGCCCAAUGUUUACGCCGCCAUCUUGUUUCCUAUUGUUCUUCCCCAACGUUACAGACACGUGCGUGUAUUAUAAAAUACUUUUGAAAUCUCUGCCAAAGAAAAACUAGCACAUUGAGGAUGUGGAGCUCAUCCGGCAUCUUGCAAAGAAAUUUCGCACAAUUUUUAAUUUGACACUGUAGUGAAUUAAUUACAUGCAUAUUGGUGACAUAAAUUGAUGAGUAAAUUUUCAGUUUCCAGAAACAGUACCCCGGGAGAAUAACAAGUUUCCUAGUGGUAAUUGCUAAACUAGCUAACUUUUUCCUUUUCUAUCCUCUUUAUAACAGAAUAGAGACGAAUCAUGUCAAGGUACCAGAGCAGAAGAGGGUUCUCCCCAGUUCCUUUAAGUUGCAAAGUGUAUGUAGGAGAUUUGCCAUCAGGAGCCAGUCGCACAGAUAUAGAGGACGCAUUCAUGAAGUAUGGGCCUGUCAAGAAUGUCUGGGUCGCUAGGAAUCCUCCGGGCUUUGCUUUUGUAUUUUUUGAAGACGAUCGCGAUGCUAAAGAUGCUGUCCACAACCUUGACAAUUCAUAUCUCUGUGGAAGAACGAUUCGAGUGGAGCUGUCCUCAGGCGAAAAAAGGUCUCGAGAUCGUGGUCGAGGUUAUGGUGGUGGUGGUGGUGGUGGUUUUGGUGGACGUAGAAACAUUGAAAAUGAACGAUGCUAUGAGUGUGGUCAGAGGGGUCACUUUGCAAGAGACUGCCGUGAGAAGAGGGGAAGAUCUCCAGGUGGUUACAGGGGUAGUAGACGCUACUCAAGAUCCGUUUCUAGGUCUCGAUCUCGAAGCCCUCGACGAUCUCGAAGCCCUCACCGAUCUCGAAGCCCUCGCCGAUCUCGAAGCCCUCGCCGCCGUCGUGUUUCCAAAAGCCCUCCCAGAUACAGGAGUCGCAGCCGCAGCCGAAGCCUUAACCGAAGCGGAAGCUAUAGCCAAAGCCGGAGCCAUGUUAGAAGCAGGAGCCGUUCAAGAUCCUAAGCAGUCUGGCAAGUAUUGAGAAUCAACGCUUGAGCAGAAUCUGGGUAUUGGAUUAUGGAUUGUAUAUUGAAUCCCACAUAGGAUUUGAAUCUGUAAAUAGGAUUUUCAUUUUCCAUUUCAAGUUUUAUGGUUGAGAUUAUUGAGACAAAAUAUUGCUGUCAACAAUAUAUGUAGCUUUUUGCUAACUAAAUAAACAUUCACAACAUUUCAGAGUAGAUAUUGAGGAAGACAAACAUGUUUAAAUUGCUAUGUAUAGCAAUUUAAACAUAUUUUUCUUCCUUGCACUUCCCAGUGUUCUUGACCUUCGUAUGUUUUUUUUUUUUUGGGGGGGGGGUUCAAUUUGGAAAUCCUCUUCUUGGUAGCUAGUAAUUAAAAGUAUUUGUCUUGAAUUUGGAUUAUCUGGCAACCACAGCAUCCGGCCGACCUAUUAAGAGAUGCAUAUAUCACUCAUGUAAGAACAAUUUUCCUUCAUUAUUACAUCAGAGCCCCGUCUUACAAAGAGUUACGAUUGAUCCGAUCAACCACAACUAUCUGGAAAUCCAUCUGUGUCAUGAUUUUUCUCACAAAAAAUCUGCGCAAUAUCCUGUGUAAAGAGGAUCGCACUGAAUUGUUAAUGAAUAUACAACGUUAUCUAGGAAAUGUGGAACUAACUAACUGCUUUUUAGAUGAUGACGUUGCUGGAUUUCCAUAGUUGUGAUUGAUUAGAUCAAUCAUAACUCUUUGUAAGAUGGGGCCCAGUUCUUCCUGAGUCAAAUAAGUUACAGAUGAGCAAGUGACGCUAGUUUGUCCGAAAGGAUCUUGAAGGAUAUUGGAUUCCCACACAAUCAGAGGAAUUUUUCAGCCUUUGCAAAUUGUCAUUACAGGUAUAUGUUAUAUUCAGAGGUACAUCAAUUGUAUGUACAUGACCUAUCUUUACGUGUAUGUCAGUACAUGUAUGUGUGCAAAUUAUUUUCAAAACUAUGUUACUAGAAAUUAUGGUUACAUGUAUGCUCUGAUAUUUUGAAGUUGCCUGUGAACACUAGGAACUCACGAGAAUCUAUUUAGUGAAAUGUUGAAUGCUCACUAGUUUGAUUGUGAUUAUUCCACAUGUUAUGUGAUGUUAGAAAUUACUGAAUAAAAUGUUUAGUCAGAUUUUGGCUCUAUCUAUGUAGUCAGUAAUAAUUUGCCAAACAGUUUUAUUGCAUAUUUUCUUUGUGCACCAUAUCCAUUGUGUAGCUGCUGAUCCUGAUGAUGUGAAGUCAAUGUUAUCUAUCAAUUUGUGGUGUAUGAAAGGCAAAGCUAUUUUUCAUACCCACAUAGUUAAGUACAUUCAAGGCUUACUCUCUACAGGUUUAAAUAAUUCCAUCCAAGAGUAUGCUACUAAUUUGCUUCAUAUAAUUUCUCUCAUUUUAAAGAAAUCAGUUUCAUUUGAUUUUUAUUUUGUUGGGCUAAGGAAAUUUGCAAAAUGAUACAAAAGAUGAUAUGUCAAUGUGUUGUAUUAUCACCUUUUGUUUUUACAACUGCACCGCUGGUCAAAAUGUAAUCAUGUGAAUUGAGUUCUUAUUAUGUUUCACUGAAAUGGUACACUGAGGCUUAUCAAUAUAUAUGUGUUUGCCUGCCAUAACCGGACCUCCAUGUAUCUAGGAGACUAGGAUAGGUGGGAUUAUGGUGACUUUCAAAUUCAACUCCCCCCUUUAAUACAUGCUUACAGACCCCAAUUUUAAUUGUUUUUCUGUUUUUAAAUUCAUUUUUAUAUAUAUAAACAAAGUAAAGUCGGAGCCGCCAACUGUUAAAAUAAAUCAUUAUUGUAGUAUUUUACAAAGUUAUUGAUACUCUCUCUGUAAUAAUAAAUGGGUAAUUCACAUAUUGAAUACACACAUUAGCAUAAGAACAUAUGAUCAUUUGUAAAUUCUCAAAUGGAUAUACAUAUACAGUAUGCAGAGGUGAGGUAUAAUAUAUCAAUGAAUGCACAUUUUACAGCAUAUUUGAUGACAUCAAACAUCCACGUUAUAGAUAAGAUGGUUAUGAAUUAAUGACAGGAACCUUCAAACAGUUUAGAUCCAUCACUGUCGUAAUGUGUAAGACACAAUCAUCCCAGAAAUUCAGAAAGGCAAUCUGAAAUUAUGUACGCAUUGCAGGUGGACAUGGGCGGCGAUUUCUUGAAAUUUAUGGUCUAUAUUUUUUACCCCAUAUUGUUAGUAUAUCCAAUGUUUGUGGCUCCGUUUUGAAUUUCUCCUUAGCAAGGAGAGUGUAACUGAUCAAUCAUACACAUUUCAUAUGACCUAUCUUAGUAUCUUAAAGUAAAAUUAAUUAAAUCAGUAGAUGCUUCGCAAAGAGCGAAGUGUGAGUGGCUUAAUAUCAGUACAUCACCACAUGGGUCAGAUUAUGCUUUAAGGAUGUGCUUUACUGUGCAUUCAUCAUUAAGACUAUGUUUCUUGUCGUGUACUCACUUAUUCUUUUUUUUUAAUCCCCAUGAGGUAAAGCUUUGACACUGAAAUGAGAAAUACUAUUUAAAUUGUCAUUGAUAUGUAUGUCAUCUAUUCUCGGUUUUGGUGAAAUGUGACAUAUUUAUUCAUCAUUGAUGUAUACAAUUGUAUGUCGGCUUUGCAGAAACGAGAUGUACUAUUUAUUCCUCAUUGAUCAGCUUGACUUUGGUAAGGAAGCUACAUCCAUGUAUUCUCCCAUUUUGGCUCACUGUUAACUUGUCUCUUUUUAUUGCAUUGUUUUACAUGUUAUCUCUGAAUCCAUGCCAUUCCUUCGUAAUAUGAAUAACAACAUCUACUGGUAUGUAUUUGUGCAGUUUGAGUUAGAUUUUUUUUGAUGAUUUUAAUAUUAAAUGCUUCGUUUCCUAA
Lytechinus pictus (painted urchin) is the source of this 4598-nucleotide messenger RNA. Its product is annotated as probable splicing factor, arginine/serine-rich 6. The coding region runs from base 1099 to 1767 and encodes 222 amino acids. The transcript is spliced from 4 exons. The record is from RefSeq and is a predicted model, not a curated record. Gene Ontology annotation, molecular function: RNA binding; zinc ion binding. Lineage: Eukaryota; Metazoa; Echinodermata; Echinoidea; Temnopleuroida; Toxopneustidae.